This is a messenger RNA of Cylicostephanus goldi, 699 nucleotides long. Lineage: Eukaryota; Metazoa; Nematoda; Chromadorea; Rhabditida; Strongylidae. The record is from the annotation of a GenBank genome assembly.
AUGGGAGGACCAACCGCGGGAACAGUCGACUGCAGCGUAGGUGUGAUUGUGCCAGAGUCGCCCAACCCAGAAUUGGACGAGCUUCGUGAGCUACGCUCAUCUAAAUUGGAGAAAAAGGAUCUCCCACAGUCUGCCUCCAUGGUCAGCCGUGUGCCGAUUCACUGGCGCAGAUACCAUCCAUUGAUCACUAGCGAUUGCGCAGAAGUCGAUCAUAUGGAAAUGUACAGUGGAGUAGAUUUGUUGGCUCAACAAGCGAUGCAUUGUUUGAAAAAAUCGAGCAUGAGUCAGCAUUUGAUAUUUGAAGAUUCCUCCGAGUCACUGAACGAAGUUAAUGGCUUCAAAGUUGCCAGAAAUAACAAUGAUGACCUCAUUUUGAGAUGUGCCUUCAAAAUUCAAGUAAAUCUGCCUGCCGACUGUGUUGAUAGCAGAAUCUUCUUCAUUACUGAUGACUGUAAUCUUUCCCUGAAAGCACGUGCUCACAAUGUUAAGUACAUGACAGCAAAGGAGUAUCUGGUGGAACUCCAGAAGUCUGGCUUGAAUAUCACACGCGCCAUACUAGGUCCGCUGAAGUUGUUUGAUCCGCUUCGUGGUCAGUUCAUUGAAUUGACCAAUAUUGAAGAUGAAGUUGACCAAGCAGUUAGUGGUCAGUCCCUUCACUAUUCAUUCGUCACUUCGUCACUGGUCAGUUCAUUGAAUUGA